UGUCUCAGAGGGCCCAAUCAUCACUUGCUGCUAACAAACAGAUGAGCAACGAGGCAUUUGCGGCAGCUGUCAUGCAGUGCUGUCUGUUCAAGCUGCGUACCCAUCAGUGGUGUUUCCUUCUGUUUAACGUCCUGCUGUUCCACGCGCUGCUGUUCGGCGCCGAUUUUGUCGAGGAGUACCUCCUGCAGCCUGCCCCUGUGGUUUACACCGAUGGUAAGGUCGCUGAUGUGAGGGAAAAAGCAAGAAAACUGGACUUGAGCACCUCAAGAGAGAACGCGUCCCAGGCAUAUCCAAUCUCUAAUCCCGACGCCUGCAGAAACUCGGACCUCUUCCUCCUCACGCUGGUCUUCAGCUCUCCGGCUAAUGUCACCCAAAGAUACGCAGUGAGGAGAACAUGGGGAAACAGAACACAAAUUGAAGGUCGCCCAGUUAAGAUACUCUUCGUCACAGUAUCGACUGAGUCUUCUAUGACACAACAGAACCUCGUGAGAGAAUCUGAACUUCAUGGCGAUUUGAUUCAAAGUCGCGCAGUAGAGGAGUCAUCCCUCCACGGAGCAAAGGAGAGGACAUUGCUAGCUCUUCGCUGGGUAAUCACGUUCUGUCCUCUCGUCCCUUUGGUUCUAUUGACUAAGGAGUCUGUGUUCAUAAACCUUCCUGCCAUUGGAAGUUACCUGCUGGGGUUUCACAAGCAUCCAGAGGACCUGUAUCUAGGCAGAGUGAUCCAGAAAGAGUCCCCCGACAGGGACCCCGACAGUCCACACUACCUGCCUCGCACUCUCUACCGUGACAAGCAUCUACCAGAAUACUGCGAAGGAACUGCUUACGUUCUGUCGCAGGACGUGGUCCGUAAAGUCUACAUCGCAUCCUCUACAGUCCUCGCCCCCAUCCCAGGCGAUGCUUUCGUAGGUUUCUGCGCUCGUAAAGCCGGCGUCACACCGGCCCACAGCUCCAGGUUCUCAGGAGAGAGACACUUCCACUACAACGCCUGCUGCUACCGACAUCUCUACAGUUCUGCCGGAUUUGGGAGCCAGGAGUUAGAACGUGUGUGGGAAGACCUUGAGCAGAAAGGUGAACGAUGCUCACUGCUGAAGAUGUACUAUGGCCUUGUGGUCUGCAAGGUUCGCACAUAUUUGGAUGAAGUGUUAUUCCACAACUCAAAGGGGCAGACUUGAUCAUGUUAAUUGAUAAGAGGU
This is a messenger RNA of Fundulus heteroclitus (mummichog), 1193 nucleotides long. RefSeq names its product putative UDP-GlcNAc:betaGal beta-1,3-N-acetylglucosaminyltransferase LOC100288842. The record is from RefSeq and is a predicted model, not a curated record. The transcript is spliced from 2 exons. NCBI's taxonomy places the organism in Eukaryota, Metazoa, Chordata, Actinopteri, Cyprinodontiformes, Fundulidae. Bases 42 to 1172 code for a protein of 376 amino acids. Gene Ontology annotation, molecular function: hexosyltransferase activity. Gene Ontology annotation, cellular component: membrane.